AUGUUUACAUCGCUCAUCGCAGAGAUUAACGGCGUGGAACCCUCCGUUAUUAAGAAUACAACCCAGGUCAGGUCAGCGACUGCGCGAAAGCGUACCGUCGCGGAGACUACAUCAACUUCGGCGCCAUCACUUCGACAGCGCGCAGUCCCUCGUCACCCGCAACAGCGUCAAGCCAUCGAUCGGUACAGGGCUGUUGCGUACAACCCAUGGAGGGAGCCAAAGCGUCUAGCAAAAUCCUCAUACGAGGUAAUGAAGCAACAAGAGCUUCUCGAGGAAGCGCAGAUUCGAGGGCUUGAGAUCGACAACGGGGAUAAGACACACCUCGUAAAAAUAUUGAUCGUCGACGACGAGGCCUACGCCAAGCUAAUGGAGGUACUUGGUUGCCGCUUCAGAGCCGCCGACUUUGCACAGGGCGAAGUAAAGCUUUACAACCAGGAACUGAAGCGUAAGCGAGCUGAAGCGGAGGCGAAGCAGCAACAAGCGACCCGUGAGAUGCAUAAGAAGGCAAAACGAGAUGCGCACGUCAAAGCCGAGAAGUUGGUAUGGGAGAAAAAGCAGGCUGAGAACAAGGCUGCUAAAGCCAAAGAGCAAGAGCAGCGGAAGCGAAAGAGAAGCGACAACAUCGAUUCUGGUUGCUCUUCUGCCCCUAAGAAAACCAAGUCCAAGCAUGCACCGGCGGUUCCUUUGCGCUCAAGAAAGACUGGCGACAGAAAGUUCGUCAAGAUGAGUGUUGCCAACGACACGAAGGAUGCGCACGACGAUGAAGAGGAUGAAGAUGGACUUGGCGACUUCAUUGUUGACGACCUGCCGCAGAAGCCGAAGCGCAAGAGCGAUGUAGGCGGCAUGGCAAGGAGCAGGUUGAUCGCUGGGUUUUGA
Messenger RNA from Alternaria triticimaculans, 876 nucleotides. RefSeq lists its product as uncharacterized. The record is from RefSeq and is a predicted model, not a curated record. Bases 1 to 876 code for a protein of 291 amino acids. Lineage: Eukaryota; Fungi; Ascomycota; Dothideomycetes; Pleosporales; Pleosporaceae. The transcript has a single exon.